AUGGAGCCCAUUCUUGAUCCCAACCUGUUAUCCUCAUCAGAAAUCACUGAAAUCCAAUCGAGCAAUCCGAAUCAAGCGAGCAAUCCGAAUCAAGCGAGCAAUCCGAACCAAGCGAGUAAUCCGAAUCCCCCCAAAAGCUCUGGAAAACCAAAAGGCAAGAAAACCAGCGAGACCACCAAGAAAACCACCGAUACCACCGAUGGAGAAGAUUCGACAUCCAAAGGUCGCUCCCGUAGCUACGUUGAAUCAGAAGACCUUCAGCUCUGCAAAUCUUGGGUCGAGGUCAGUGAGGAUCCGAAGAAAGGCACUGACCAGACUUUCAACGCUUUCUGGCAGACGGUCGCUCUACACUUUGCAACUCAGUUGCCCAACUCUGGCCGAACAGCCAAAAGCCUGAAAAGUCGUUGGAGCGAUCGGAUCCAGAGGGAGGUGAACAAGUUUGCAGGAUGUGUGAAUCAAAUUCAAAACAUGAAUCCGAGCGGUACGAACUCCAGCAACCGAUUUACGAUGGCGAUGUCGUUGUAUUCCAAGCUCUACAAUAAACCGUUCACUUUCCUCGGAUGUUAUGAAAUUCUUUGCUCUUCCCCCAAAUGGAAUGACUACUGCCGCGACUUGAAGAAGAAAGAGCAGCCAAAUCCUUCAAACAAGCGAAAGGAACCCAACAGUGGUCCUCCUCCUGCCAGCUCAUCAACUCAAUCGUCAAGUCAAGUUCCUAGCACGGAUACUUCGGUCAACUCAUCAGGAGAUGAGACUAGCGUUCCCCCGACCCGCCCAAUCGGCCGCAAACGGGCAAAAGAAGACCUAUCUGCCGCAAUCACUUCCAAAAAAAACCAAGAGAGCCUGAAUAAGAUGGCCCAGGCUCACUGCGAUAUUGCCGAAGCGGCAAAGAAACAAGUUGCCUUUCUGGAUUCUCAACAAGCGGCUAUGAAUCGGUUGGCCGACGAAUCAAUUAUGUGCAAGGACCUUUCCGGCAUGAGCGAGGCGAUGAAGAAAUUCUAUGAGUUCGAGCAGGCGAAGAUUCUUGCGAGGAUGGAAAAGGAGUCGGCUUCAUCUAACACUUUGAACACCCCAUCUUCAACUAACACCUCCAAUAACACCUCAUCUUCAGGCUGA
This is a messenger RNA of Puccinia graminis f. sp. tritici CRL 75-36-700-3, 1113 nucleotides long. RefSeq lists its product as uncharacterized. The record is from RefSeq and is a predicted model, not a curated record. The coding region runs from base 1 to 1113 and encodes 370 amino acids. The transcript has a single exon. NCBI's taxonomy places the organism in Eukaryota, Fungi, Basidiomycota, Pucciniomycetes, Pucciniales, Pucciniaceae.